UUCAGUCCGGUUCGUCAUUGGACCGACCUGGCUACAACAGUGAAAGAUCACUGUUCACUAGCCUCACUUUGUUUUUUGUUGUUGUUUUCUGAGAAUUACGUUACAUUAAGGUUUGAUGGACGCCGCUCAGAAAUGUCACCAUUAGUGCCAUUUUACUUUGUUUAUUGCAAAGGUUUACGGCAGCAUUGGUCUUCUUUGUCAGAUAUUGUGCAUCACUUGUUAGCGAGUACUCCGUUAAGGGAAAACACAGGCGCUGACGCAAACGAGAUGAGUCGUUUCCUUAACGUCCUGCGGAGCUGGCUUGUGAUGGUGUCAGUCAUCGCGAUGGGAAACACAGUGCAGAGCUUCAGAGAUCACAGCUUCCUGUCCGAGAAGCUUUACACGGGCACGCCUGAGUUUGUCAAUGGUCUUCAAGCUCGGACAUUUGGCAUUUGGACGUUGCUGUCAUCCAUCAUUCGCUGUGCUUGUGCCAUUGAUAUACAGAACAGAACGUUGUAUCACAUCGCUUUGUGGACAUUCGUGCUGGCACUGGGUCAUUUUCUGUCUGAGGCCUUCAUGUACAAAACUGCACCUCUCACCAUCGGGGUCAUGGCACCUCUUAUUGUGGCCAGUUUCUCAAUCAUAGCAAUGCUGAUAGGUUUUCAGUGUUUUCCAGAGACUCCAGAGGAAGUGGGAGCACAGCAGAAAAAACGGAACUGAGUGGCCCCUCAUGUCAGAGUCCACUUGACAUGUUUAGAUUGAUUGUUGUGUGCUGCUUCCCAGAUGUCAUUUUAUAGUCUUUCCUACAGUGACUCAACCUUUCUCAGAACUCUAUGUGAGAAUUAUCAUGCUCUCAACAUGUCGUAAAAUUGGAACACACACACACAAGAUUUCUUUAACAAAGGAACAGAAACCCCAUUGAGCCCCUCAUUCAUGCUUGCUUUGUGUCAUACGAAACACUGGACUCCACUCAAAAGUCAUAUGAGGUCCCCAAUAGGAAUAAUUUAUUAUUAUCAAUGAGUGAAAUCUCGUUCACAGCUUUUUGCAAAGACCUAUAAUUCCAUAUAAUGAUAAAUUAGCAACUCCACCAAUCACAUGAUCUGUAACAGAGAAUCCACAAGACAAGAAUCCACAACAUAUAAACUGAAACAAGUAUCACAAACUAUGCAUUUCUCUGUAAUGAGUUUCACAAGCAAAGCAUAUUUUUAAUUAGUAAAAUAUUUGGUGUUUUUCUUGUGCAAAAUAGCCGAUUCAAUGCAUCUCCUCUUCUUUCAUAAUGAUCCAAAUAUCAAUCCUCAAGUUUCAAUGUGGGUGGCACGGUGACGACCGGUUAGCACAUCUGCCUCACAGUUCUGAGGGCCCGGGUUCAAAUCCGGCCUCGCCUGUGUGGAGUUUGCAUGUUCUCCCCGUGCCCGCGUUGGUUUUCUCCAGCGACUCCGAUUUCCUCCCCCAUCCCAAAAGCAUGCAUGGUAGGUUCAUUGGAGACUCUCUCUUAAAUUGCCCGUAGUUGUGAAUGUGAGUGCGAAUGACUGUUUGUUUACUUGUGCGGGAUCCGGAAUGACAAGCAGAAAACCUUCCAGCUGCCAUGAUGUGAAAACAUAUCACAGUGCUCUUAAUCUUCUAAAAAUGCUUCUGCAAAGUAAAGCUUGAACGCAGUUAUGAUAUUGAUCACUGACAGAAGUUCUGUAAUAGUAAUAGUUGUACUAUUGUAGUAGCAGUAGAGCAAAAUUUGACGUGAGAGGACAUGAAAAGGUCACGCGUCACUUGAUGUUUAAGCUAUAAACUAAGAGGUUCUAAGUGCA
Molecule: messenger RNA, 1781 nt
Organism: Phyllopteryx taeniolatus (common seadragon)
Lineage: Eukaryota; Metazoa; Chordata; Actinopteri; Syngnathiformes; Syngnathidae
Gene: erg28
Product: ergosterol biosynthesis 28 homolog
Exons: 5
Coding region: 133-699 (188 amino acids)
Cellular component (GO): membrane; endoplasmic reticulum
Molecular function (GO): protein-macromolecule adaptor activity
Source: RefSeq, a predicted model, not a curated record